Messenger RNA from Boleophthalmus pectinirostris (great blue-spotted mudskipper), 1260 nucleotides. RefSeq names its product leucine-rich repeat serine/threonine-protein kinase 2-like. The record is from RefSeq and is a predicted model, not a curated record. Gene Ontology annotation, molecular function: protein binding. NCBI's taxonomy places the organism in Eukaryota, Metazoa, Chordata, Actinopteri, Gobiiformes, Gobiidae. The transcript is spliced from 8 exons. Bases 43 to 1260 code for a protein of 405 amino acids.
UUAUGACUACAGAGCAGAGACGUCUUCUCUUUUGGGCUACUCAUGUUUGACUUGUUCACCUGUGGUGAGAGGAUCACCGAAGGAGUCAAGUUCCCCAGCGAGUUCGACGAAGCGGCUGUGCGUGGGAAACUGCCAGACCCAGUGAAGCACUACGGUCUGAGUCCUUGGCCCAGAUUCCAGGCUCUGAUGAAGGAUUGUCUCAGGGAAAACCCCCAUGACAGACCCUCCUCUGCACAAGUGUUUGAUCGUCUGAACUGUGGAGACAUGCUGUGUCUGCUGAAUGAGCUGGUGCUGCCUUUAAAUGCAGAUUGUCUGGCCCUCAGCUCUGGUCCUGGUCCAGUCUCUAGACCGGUCUCUAGUUCUAGUCUGGUCUCUAGUCCUCGUUCUGGUCUGGUCUCUGCUCUGGUUGGUGGUUCUACUCCGGUGGCGUGGCUCGGAGGUGGCAGCAGCUCUAAACGUCAGGGAAACAUCAGUGCAGUGAAUCUGGAGACUGGCAGCGUCCAGACUCAGGUGGUAGACUCCAGUCCAGUGUUGUGCCUGGCUCUGGUCCCUAACUCACAGGAGGAGGGCUGUGAUUGGCUGGUGGGCGGUACUCAGUCCGGGUCCCUGUUUGUUCAGAACACUCAGGACUGGACCCAGAGGCACCAUCUGCAGAGCGUGUCCGACGCUGUCACCUCCCUGUACUUCCACCUGCAGCCCAAACGCACGGAGAGGAGGAGUUACUUGCUGGUGGGGACAGCAGAUGGAACUCUCACCGUUUAUGAAGACUCAGCUCUCCAGGAGGAGAAUGGAGAGCCAGUGAAGACCCUGUGCUUGGGCACCAUAAACACUCCAGUACUGGGUCUGGGACUGUGCAGUCACUCUGCAGACAGUCGGGGGGCGCUGUGGGGGAGCUGUGGCUCCAGGAUCCUCUCGUUUACAGCAGAGUACGAUGUGUGUAAAAGUAUCGACACCAAACCCAGCCCCGCUCUACAGUCUCGUACAUUGAGCUCUGAGGCUUGUAUCUCGCGGUUGGCUGUGGACAAACUGGUUUAUGUGAGUAAAGUUGGAGCAUGCUCAGUAGAGGUUUGGGACAGACGCACCGAGAGGAUGGUGGACUGCAUCGACUGUGCUCAAAUGAUCAGGCAGAGCAGCUCUCGGGGCAGACCCUCACAGCAGGACCAUCCCACGGACAGCACCCCCGCCUGGGCUCAGGUCAAGUCUCUCCUGGUCCAGUCUUUGGUGUGUGUCUUUGGGUCGGGACCAGAGGAGGUCAUAUGA